Molecule: messenger RNA, 639 nt
Organism: Nematocida major
Lineage: Eukaryota; Fungi; Microsporidia
Product: DNA excision repair protein ERCC-1
Exons: 1
Coding region: 1-639 (212 amino acids)
Biological process (GO): nucleotide-excision repair; UV-damage excision repair; meiotic mismatch repair
Cellular component (GO): nucleotide-excision repair factor 1 complex; ERCC4-ERCC1 complex; nucleus
Molecular function (GO): single-stranded DNA binding; damaged DNA binding
Source: RefSeq, a predicted model, not a curated record
AUGAAAGUAAGCGAGCUCCAGAAGGGGAACCAGCUAAUAAAGUGCAUUAGGAGAAUAAACAUUGAGUACCGGUACUCUGUAUACGACUACGAGCCUGGUGAGCACUUUGGAGUCAUCCACGUUUCCCUCAUGCUGCACAUGCACUCGCCGCAGUAUGUGUUUGGGCGCAUAGAAAAGAUAAAGGCGUCGCAGAGCAAAAGGGUUCCCGUGGUGCUUCUUCUGAUAAACGCAGACAUAUUCACAAAGUCGAUUGCCGCAGCGUUCUCCAAGCUGCAGGUCGACUGCAUGGCGCUCUCAGUGCAGAUAAUACCAGCGCACACGCCCAUGGAGUGUGCCAGGUACAUAGAAAACAUGCACCUGCAGAAAAGCGACCCAGGGCAUCUGAGAAACUACAAGGCGUCCCUGGAGAGGGCAAAGCGGCAGAUCCCAGGGGGCGCCACAGAGCUGGAGGCGCGGAGGCACUUGUUUCUCACGGCCAUACAGAAAGUAACAAAAACAGACGCGGUGCGGCUUCUUUCGUCUAAAACCAUUCGGGAGAUCUCCAACGACUCGGUGCAGUGUACAAUAGAGGAAACAAAGAGCAUAGGCAAGUCGAAGAAGAAUUCGCUAAAAGAGUUUUUCAUGCAGAAAUUCAAUUAG